AUGAACUAACUUCAAAUAGAAGAGCUUUAAAGAAAGUUAUAGUAAUUAUAACUUGAAAGAAUGAAUGAGGAUUCAUCAGAUGAAGAGCCAACAUUUUAAACUGUUUCUGGAAAACUUAAUGAUAAAUAGUUAUUCUAAAAUCUCUCGAUUGAUAGUUUUGAAGUUUACACAACAUUAGGUACUGGCACCUUUGGACGUGUAAAAUAAGUUAGAAUAAAACGAGAUGCAAGUCGUUAAGUUUAUGCUCUUAAGAUUAUGAAGAAACAUGAUAUAAUUAAAUUAAAAUAAGUGGAUCACAUAAAAUCAGAGAAGAAUAUUUUAAAUGAAAUUUAACAUCCUUUUUUAGUGUAAUUAAAGGGAUCAUUUUAAGAUUAAAAAUGCAUAUACAUGUUAUUUGAAUUUGUAUCUGGUGGUGAAUUAUUUUCUCGAUUAAGAAAAGAUGGCAGAUUUAGUUAAGAUAUUACAUUGUUUUAUGUUUCUGAAAUUUUAUUGGCAAUUCAACAUUUACAUAAAAAAGAUAUAGUCUACAGAGAUUUAAAGCCAGAAAAUUUAUUAAUAGAUAGAGAUGGACAUAUUAAAAUUGCUGAUUUUGGAUUUGCUAAAAAAAUUAAAAAUAAUAAUACAUAAACAUUAUGUGGUACACCAGAAUAUUUAGCACCUGAAUUAAUUUAAGGAGCUAAAACUGGAUAUGGAAAAUCAAUUGAUUGGUGGGCUUUGGGAGUUUUAAUAUUUGAAAUGUUAGCAGGGUAUUAAUUAAUCAUUUUAUUUUAGACAUCCUCCAUUUUAUGAUAUUGAACCUACAAACAUAUAUAAAAAAAUAUUAAAUGGAGUAAUAGAGUUUCCUAAAUUUUUACAUGUAAGAGCAAAGGAUGUAAUUAGAAAAUUGUUAAAUUCUGAUGUUAAUAAAAGAUUAGGAGUAGAAGAUGUAAUUUUAUUAUUUAAAAUAGGAAGGGGCAGCAUUAAUGAAUCAUAAAUUCUUUAGGGGAGUUCCAUGGUAAAAGGUUUAUGAUAAAAAGAUUUAACCACCAUGGAUUCCAUAUUUGAGAAAUGAAACAGAUUCUUAAUGGUUUGAUAAAUAUCCAGAAGAAAGAGAAGACAUUCCACCUAUAGAUGAUGAGAAAUAGCAUAUCUUUGAUGACUUUUGAUUAGUUAAAUAAAAUGAAUUAAAU
Molecule: messenger RNA, 1169 nt
Organism: Paramecium sonneborni
Lineage: Eukaryota; Ciliophora; Oligohymenophorea; Peniculida; Parameciidae
Source: the annotation of a GenBank genome assembly